AGAAAGGCACAUCAGGCGAUGUCCCAGAAAAGACGGGAAAAAAGGACUAAUAGUGGGAAAGGUCAUAACAAAUUAACUAACGGUUUAAACGAGAGAUGGCCCUCACUCAAGAGACUAUUUUGACGUUUUUACUAGAGCACGGGGGCAAAGUGAAGAACUCGGAAUUGUUGAGUAAGUUUAAAGAGGCGCUCAGCUGCAGCGAUCCUGUGGAAAAGAGACAAAACAGAGAUCUUUUCAAGAGUUUUGUGAACAAUAUUGCAGUCGUUAAAGUCAUAGAUGAGGUUAAGUUUGUUGUUGUAAAGAAAAAAUAUCUAGGAUUUGUUAACGGUAAUUCUCUAAACGCGCCAAAAAACGAGUUCGAAGAUAGUUUAAGCCGCUUAAAUUGUUCUUUCUCGUCCUGUUCCCCUGAGGGGGUCCUUAAAAAGGGGACAGCUGAUACCGUUAAGUCUGUCAUCGAAAACAACAAUUCCUAUUUUACCUCAAAUAUUAAUGCGGUUGGUUUGGGCUGUAACGCCGAUGAAAAUCUCCGGAACAAUCCCGCAUCAGGAGGAUGCUGUAACCUGGACUGUGAAAGACAACAGAUGUCACCGCAAAACGACAAGAUAAGUGUACCAAAGGACCUUAAACCUAGGAAAACAGGUGCUGUAUUUGCCAUAAUCGCUGUGAAAUCACCUCCAAUCUCGCCAAGUAAUCAAGAACAAUUACACACUGAAGUUCGGAUACAGGAACCAGUAUCACAACAGCACUUGCAGGCAAUCAGAAUUACUCCACCUCACAUACGUCUGGAAAAAACAGAGACCGCAUCUCUUCAGAAAGGUCCAGGGAAAAAGCCUAAGGAGUGGGACCAAGACAAUUCACCAGAAAUCAAAAGGAGGCAGCUGGAAACCAAGUUACCAGACACACCCCAAUUAAAGAGGAGUAACAAGACAGCAAAACCAAGCAACGAGCCGAAGUACUCAGAGGGGGUCCCCUUGGAGUUUGCCGAGCACGAGUGGCUCGUGAAGUCGGCUGCUGGCCAUUGGGAUCAAGUUUAUGGCCUGCUGCUUCGGGAUGCACAGCUGGCAGACAAGAGAGACUUCAUCUCGGGCUUCACCGCACUCCACUGGGCCGCUAAAGAUGGAAACAAGGACAUGGUGUGCAAAAUCAUUGACGUGUCAAGGGACAGAGGCGUCGAGGUGGACGUCAACGCCCGCACACAUGCAGGCUACACCCCUCUACACAUUGCUGCAAUUCAUGGCCACGACUUUGUUAUAGCUCUGCUUGUGCGAGACUACUGUGCCAAUGUAAACAUAAGGGACAACAAUGGGAAAAAGCCCUACCACUACCUGCACCAGGGGGUCAGUCCGGAGGUAAGGGAGCUACUCGGAGAUCCUCACGUCUCUCAGGAUCGGGUGGUGCCCUGUGAGAGGGCGGAGGACGACCACAACUUCCCCGAGCUCCCAAAGGGCUUCAACACCCUGAGCAAGCUGUUCAGUCCGCACACGGGACACAGGAAGAAGCCCUGGCACAGGCCCAGCUUCCACUUCAUCAGCGACGACUCUGGAGACGAUAGGAGGGAGCACGUCCUGUCUCGCAGACUGUCAGAGAUGUUCCACUGACUGGACUUCUGGCUAAAAGCGCAGAGGUGUCCUCAAAGACUCUGGUUUGGUUCCUAUACGGCUACUAAUUUAAAAGAUGGGGAUUGUGAGUGGGCCAAUUGUUGUCUUUUUUGUUUCUUUUUUGUAGAGGUAAGAUAUGAAUGCAUAGCUUGUAUAUGCAGUAGUGUUGGCAGUCUAAAGAAUAAACUGGAACGGAACACUGGGACUGGAUUAUGUGAACCAGAGUUGAUUAUUCUUAAUUUAUCAAUCUAUUUUUGAGUGUAAAUGCUAAAUGUCUUAUUUUAUACUAAUAUUUGUAUUCCCUGUAAAGGCAUGACUAAACAUAAACAUUUACUUUU
Clupea harengus (Atlantic herring) is the source of this 1936-nucleotide messenger RNA. RefSeq names its product sosondowah ankyrin repeat domain family member Ab (gene sowahab). The record is from RefSeq and is a predicted model, not a curated record. NCBI's taxonomy places the organism in Eukaryota, Metazoa, Chordata, Actinopteri, Clupeiformes, Clupeidae. Gene Ontology annotation, molecular function: protein binding.